Molecule: messenger RNA, 2142 nt
Organism: Doryrhamphus excisus (bluestripe pipefish)
Lineage: Eukaryota; Metazoa; Chordata; Actinopteri; Syngnathiformes; Syngnathidae
Gene: ucmaa
Product: upper zone of growth plate and cartilage matrix associated a
Biological process (GO): embryonic skeletal system development; regulation of osteoblast differentiation
Cellular component (GO): extracellular matrix
Source: RefSeq, a predicted model, not a curated record
GGGGAAUUCAACAUACCUGAGCAGUAUAAAUAGUGCAUCUCUGUUAUCAUCUUUAAUAGUGGCUGUUAGGUCUCAAGUGUGCUUCAUACCUCAUUCGUGUCAACUCAUGCACAAAUAUUAGGAUGGUACACAAAUAAAACAAAAGACAUGCCAGUCAAACAGUUCAGAGCCUGUGACGUUGCUACAGCUUUUCUUUUGUAUACAGUAUGUAUUUUAUAUUUAAUUAUUACAAGAGGGAUGAAACCUGGGGAGAUGACCUGAAACAUAAAAAAUAUAUACAUUACAGAAACUACCAGGUGCCAUGAUCCAACUAAGUGACUCACUGAGUGCACUCAGACGGUAGGCUGGGCAAAGCCAGGAAGAUGAUGACUGAUCUUAGGUUUUGUAUUUCAUCAGGAAUAGUGCAAAUUUGCAAAUAGUGCAAAAAAUAUCGCAAAUUCAGCGAUUUUAACUUAAGAAAAUGUUAGAAAAAGUUUGGAAUCAUAAAGAAAUGUAAUUUAUAUUACAGAUUUAGUCAUGUUUGGUUUUUGCCGGUGCUUAUCUGUUUGUAUUCAAAAUAACUAGUAAAGUUCUGAAUGGAUUUGGAUGAGAUUUUCAGGAAAAGGAAGAACUGAUUUAAUUUUGGGGGCGAUAUGGAUCCAGGAAUUUUUUUAGAGGAUUUUUUAACAUUGCGUGAUAGGCCCAUUUUCAUCAUUUGUGCAUAUAACGCCACAAAUAAAGUGGUCAAGUUUCAAACAUACAAAAUAUCAAAAACAGAUCCAACAGAGGUUAAUUUUACAUCAUUUUAUUUUAAGGAUGUUCGAUAAUCGCUUUUUUUGUCCAAAUCCUACAUGCCAAUAUUGUCCAAUUCUCAAUUUCUUUGCUGAUAUAUGUGACAUGACAUAUCUCCUGUGGUGGAAUGAACGUUGUAUGUGUUGUAUAUGUACAGCUUAAAAUCAGAUGCCAAUAUCGACAGAUAUUGUAUUUUUAUGCUUGAUAUCGGGCCGAUAAUGAUCAAUACUGAGAAUUAUCGGCCAUCCCUACUUAUUUUUCAUGAUGACUUGUGAGACUUUACCUCUCUUGACCGCUCAUCACCGUUAUUAACUAUAAAUACAUUAUGUCUGACCACUGACUUCAGCUAGUGUCCAGUCUGCUCAUAUUUACACACUUGCUAUUGUUCCUCAUCUCAAUAAAGAUGCCCCUCCUCACUACUACUUUCUCUCCUCCCAUUUUCCUCCUCCACAGUCAUCAUGACUUACUUUUCUCUUCCCUCCAUUGGAGUUUAGCGUGCUGUGAAGUUCGGUUGUGGCAUUUCUUCAUCUCUUUGCAAGAUGUCCUGGAGUCAGGUCUUUGCUCUGUCUUUCCUCGCCACCCUCCUCAUCCUCACUUUUUCUAGUGUUGGUGAAAGUGCAGCAGUGCGGGAUGACUCAACAGCAGCUGAUAUCAAAGAGGGAACUCGGAGGGUCUUCAUGCCUGGGGCGGAUGCUGCCAACUUCUUUAAACGCCGCAGUCGCCGCUCAGUGAGCUACUAUGAACAGCUGGCUGAGCAGAGGGUGCAGCGGGCCAACACCGAGCGCUGGAGGGAGUACAAUGAGGAGCGGCGGAAUAAGUAUGAGAACUACGCCGAAGAGGACCGUGAUGAGCAAACUGAAAGAACGAGGGAGAAAAAUGAGCAAAUUCGAGAGUACCAUUACGACGGCCUUUAUCCUCGAUAUCACUGGUUUCACUAGUGUGGCAUCAACGGAGCCAUGGAUGCAAUAUCGUUGACAGCGAACCAUAUAGUUGGAUAUAGCUUACAAUGCUUCUGCUGUCUUAGAAAUAGGGAGUGUGUAUUCUGCAUUGUAUACUUCUGCAGUGUUUCAUGGUAGACGUCACAAAAAUAAUAAUAAAGGUAACACUAUGUUAAAGACUUGUCUUAACUGCAUGUUUGUUUUUACUGCUUUUUCCAUGCACCUACAGGAUAAACUUAAUACAAGGUGAUGUUAGCCAUGAGGCAUUUGUAGCUAGUUAAAUUCACAAUUCAUUCACAAUACACUUGUUAUUGCCGGAGCGGGCAAACUUCAAUGGACUUUAUGUACUCCUGGCAAUCUGACAGAAAUGAGUUUCCUGAAGAGUUUACAGCACUGAUGUGUUUAACACACAUCCAGCACCGUCUAGAAUUUG